Hypanus sabinus (Atlantic stingray) is the source of this 1064-nucleotide messenger RNA. Its product is annotated as neuromedin-K receptor-like. Bases 27 to 1064 code for a protein of 345 amino acids. Lineage: Eukaryota; Metazoa; Chordata; Chondrichthyes; Myliobatiformes; Dasyatidae. Gene Ontology annotation, biological process: positive regulation of flagellated sperm motility; G protein-coupled receptor signaling pathway. Gene Ontology annotation, cellular component: plasma membrane; sperm midpiece. The transcript has 5 exons. The record is from RefSeq and is a predicted model, not a curated record. Gene Ontology annotation, molecular function: tachykinin receptor activity.
UCUGGAUCAUCUUGGCUCACAAGAGGAUGCGGACAGUGACUAAUUAUUUCCUGGUCAACCUCGCCUUCUCGGACGCCUCUGUGGCCGCCUUCAACACCUUGGUCAAUUUCAUUUACGCCGUUCACAACGACUGGUAUUUCGGAGAGACAUACUGCCGCUUCCACAACUUCUUUCCCAUCGCCGCCAUGUUCGCCAGCAUCUAUUCCAUGACAGCAAUUGCUGUGGACAGGUACAUGGCCAUUAUACAUCCUCUACAACCAAGAAUGUCAGCAACAGUAACGAAAGUCAUCAUUGCAAGCAUCUGGAGCUUGGCCACCAUUCUUGCAUUCCCUCUGUGCUAUUACUCCAAAAUCAAGCAGCAUCCAGGACGUGUUCUUUGUCAACUGAGUUGGCCAGGGGAUUUCAUAUACCAAAUUGCUUUGUUGAUCCUGGGAUAUGUGCUGCCUUUGGUUGUGAUGGGUAUCACAUAUGCCAUCAUUGGAAUCACGCUGUGGGGCGGGGAAAUUCCCGGUGAUACAUCAGAAAGCUACCAUGAUCAGCUCAAAGCUAAGCGAAAGGUUGUUAAAAUGAUGAUUGUGGUAGUUUUCACCUUCACCAUUUGCUGGCUUCCCUACCACACCUUCUUUCUUGUCACCAAACAGUACCCAAAUGUGAGUAGAUGGAAGCCCAUACAGCAAGUUUACUUGGCCGUGUUCUUACUGGCAAUGAGUUCCAACAUGCACAACCCUAUCAUAUACUGCUGCCUCAACAGCAGAUUUCGAGCAGGGUUCAAAAAAGCUUUCCAGUGGUGCCCUUUCAUUCAAUUUUCCAACUAUGAUGAACUUGAACUUCAAUUGAACAGGUUUCACCCCACCCGACAGAACAGUGCUUACACAGUCACCCGCAUGGAAUCUAACAUGACAGUGGAGUUUGACACAUCUGAAAGUGAUGGUGCUGAGGCAUACAGGAAAAAGGAUUUACGAAACAUGAAUUUCAAUGGACACUCUCGAAGAAAUUCCAAAAACACUUCCAGAAGUUUGAGCUCCUUCAUCCAGAUGAACACGUCUUUGGAUGAAUGCUCAUAG